AUGAAUAAAACAAGAAAGAGAAGAAAAAUUAUCAAAGCUUGUGUCUUUUGUCGAAAACGGAAAUUGAAAUGUGAUUUGACUAAGCCCAAAUGUAAACAAUGCUCUUCUAGAAAUUUAAAUUGCAUAUAUACAAAUCAAUAUAAUUUCGAUUUGUCAGAUGCGGAAUUAUUUGCCAAUCAACCAAAUAUACAACUAUUAAAUGAAAUAGCCAAAUUAAAGGAAAAACAUCAAACCCAAGCUCAAGAACCAGACAAAGAUAUAAACCUACAAACUAUAAAUCCUUAUUGGCAAUUUAAAAUCCAAGUCUUUAAUAACAAUACCCGAUCCACUUUUGGCCCUACUUCAUGGCGAACUGCUGUUUCACCACCAAACCAAUCUUUUAAUUCUCAAUAUCCAGAGAUUUGGGAAAAUUUACAACCCAAGUUAUUAAAAUUGAAAAUACAAAAUGAUAUUUCUUUAUCCAAUCCAGAAUUAAGACUUAUGCAAUGUCCUUUAGUAGAUAGCAAAAAUAAAAAUACUUCAAUGUUAAAUGAAUUAAUUCAUUUCUUACCAAAUUAUUAUCAAUUAAAAUUAUCCAUAGAUUCAUUUUUUUCUAAAAAUCAAUUAAUGGAUUUUUUAAAAAUUUUAAACUAUAAAAAAAUUUCAAAUGAUAUACAUAAUUAUUUUCUUUUCGAUCCAACAUCUAAUUUUAAAAUUAAAAAUAUUAUUAUUCCAGAUAAUGGUAGAAAUUUUUAUUCGAUCGGUAUUAUCAUUUUAAUUCUAAUUGUGGAAUAUUAUCCUCAGAAUCAAAUUCCUGAUAUUGUAGAGAGAUUUUUAUGUGUCUUAACAGGGAUAAAUAAUAAUUCAUCUAUGAAUAAUUAUUUGGAAAAAAUUCAAUUUUUACUUCUGAAAUAUUUUAUUGAUAUUUUUACAUCAAUUGAUAAUUCUUGGUCUGAUAAUAAUUGUGGUAAUACUGAAAUGGUUAGUCAAUUGAUUCAAUUAUCUUUAAAUUUAGGUUUGGAUGAUAUUGAUAAUUGGUAUAAAAAAAAAAAUGAUGAACUAUCUAUAGACUCCAAUGGUAAUGAAAUUCAUUUAGAAUUCUAUAAAUUAAAACAAAUUUGGUUAUGGGUUAAUUUUGUGGAUAUUAGUAUAGCAUUUAAUAUUGGUAGAAUCACAAUGAUAUCAAAUAAUUAUUUCAAUUUGGCUAAUGAUAAUACUGGUAAUUCAAUUCAUUCUAGAAGAACAAGAAUACUUAUAGAAUUCCUUGAACUUUCCAAAAAUUAUAUUAAUGAAAUUAAUUAUAAAUUUACGAAUCCAAAUCUCCCCAAUUGGCAAUCAAAAUUUAUUAAAUUUAUUGAUUCAAAUAUUUUACCAAUAAAAUAUUAUACAGAUGAAGAAUCAAUUUAUAUUACUGAUCAAUUUGAUACAAUUAUCUUAUUACCAUCAUUAUCUAUGCUAACCAAUAUGUUAACCAUUGAAAAAUAUAAUGGUAAAUAUGACAAAAUUUGUAAAAUUAAAUUCCAUAAUACUAUGUCAAAAUUCAUUUUAAUCACAUUAAAAGUUUGUAUUAAUGUCAUUAUAAGAUCCUAUAUUGGAAAGUUUGAAAUUACUUCCGAAUAUAAAUCUGAAUUUGAUUUAAAAGAUAAGCUUAUUCUUACUAAAACUCAAAUGGAAAACAAAUCAUUGAAUAUCAUUAAUUUCUUUAUUAGUUCUUCAUUCCAAAGAAUCAUUGCUGAAUCAUAUAGUCUUUUUUUCCUUAGAUUAGCUUCAUUUGAACGAAAUGAUUUGUUAUUUUUAAAUAAUUAUAUUAAGCAUAAAACAUUUAAUUAUAAAAUAAUUAAUUUCAAUGAGGACUUAACUGCAGUUGAUAAAGAAGAAUGGACUUUUAUGGAUACUUUAAAAAAUUUUCAAACUAUUAUUGAUCAUUUAAAUGAUUCCAAAUAUUUAGAUUUACAAAAUUGUAUUAAACGUUCUUAUUCAUUAAAUCUAUCAUUUGCUAUGGAAAAGAUUGGUAGAAAAUUACUUGAUAAGGGGUUGGAGACAGGUGUGAAUUCUAAUAUUUUUAUAGCUAAUUUAAAUUUAAAUCUAAAAGACAAUUCUACCAAUACAAGUUUGAAAAGUCAAGAGACCAAUGAUAAUGAGCAUAAUAUGAAAAUACCCAAUACUAAUAAUGCUACAACUACUACUACUACGUACACUUCUACUAAUGCUACUACUACUAAUACCACUACUACUGCUAGUUCUAAUAGUAGUAUCGACAUAAAUACAAUACCCGAUAACUCGCCUCAAUUAAUCUCAACAGAUCAUCAAAAGCAAUUACAAUUGGAAAAUACCAAUAAAUUUUGGAGUGACUAUAAAGAACAAGUAAAAGCCUUAUGGGACACCGAUUUCCAAGAUCUCUUCAAAUAA
This is a messenger RNA of Henningerozyma blattae CBS 6284, 2388 nucleotides long. RefSeq names its product Pdr8p (gene PDR8). Bases 1 to 2388 code for a protein of 795 amino acids. Gene Ontology annotation, molecular function: DNA-binding transcription factor activity, RNA polymerase II-specific; zinc ion binding. NCBI's taxonomy places the organism in Eukaryota, Fungi, Ascomycota, Saccharomycetes, Saccharomycetales, Saccharomycetaceae. The record is from RefSeq and is a predicted model, not a curated record. Gene Ontology annotation, biological process: regulation of DNA-templated transcription. The transcript has a single exon.